ACUUCAUUACUGAUUUAGUUUAUUUUAGUUGUGGUGUUAGUAGUAGAUUUAGCUGUAAAUGUAUAAAGCAAAUUGUUUUGACAGAGUGAUAAUUGAUACAAAUGUAUUGUUUGCUAAAAAUCUAAUAACAUGAAAACGCUGGACAUUUUUCAUACUUGGUUUAUAAUGUAUGUAAUUGUCACUAAAACUAUGAUAACUAUUCUGGACACAUUUUGUUUCAUAAAAAAAAAUUACAAAGUCCUUGGGGGGGCGUUUCCCCCCACUCUACCCUAUGUUUUGGAAGAAGGAUGAUGUAUUGACUCGUUACUUAAAUUUUGUUAAUUCUGAGAAGAAAAAAGAAAAAGAAAAAAAAACACACCUUAAAAACGAGGUAGCGAUCUUAUUGAGGAAAAAUAAAAAACAUAACCGUUUCUUUUACCUCCUUUGAUGAGGUUCGCGCCUUAUACCCCUGUUGAGUAUAUAUUCUUCUAGAUGAAAUAAGUUUAACCAAACCCUUUUCUUUGACCUCCUUUGACGAAGUUCGAGCUUUAAUUAGACCCCUCCCAACCCUUCGCACCCGCAGAACGGUGUUCUGACAUGGCGACAGAAGUUGGGCAUCGGUUUGCACGAGUAAGUGAGUGACAGUUGUGAAACACUUGUUACUGCAGCACAUUCAGUCUCUCGCUGAUUUAUGUGUGGUUUGCUUCUCGGAGCCGAAGCGCUGCACGUCAUAUGCUCACCGGCGCUUCGUUUGGAGACACCGAUCGGCGAGCACCGGAGAAAAGGUGCAUUCACAGACUUCUCAGAAACAGGAAUAUUUUAAAUCUUAGCAGGUGGAGACAGAAGGGUUUUGACUGAAGGAUGGAGGGUUCUGGCUGGCAAGGUGGAGAAGAGCCUCCUGGAAGCCACGUGUAUGAGGUGACGGUGGUCCAAAACGCCACGACCCCUCACAGCUUUCCCUUUGCAGACGUAGCCCUGCUGCAGACCUUCAAGCCGCUCAUCAUCCCCUGUUACGUUCUUGUGCUGCUGGUGGGCGUCUUUGGCAACUACCUUCUGAUCUACGUCAUCUGCCGCACGAGGAAGAUGCACAACGUCACCAACUUCUUCAUCGGUAACCUGGCCUUCUCGGACAUGUUGAUGUGUGUGACCUGCGUCCCCUUCACGCUGGCCUACGCCUUCAGCCCUCACGGAUGGACGUUCGGACGCUUCAUGUGCUACCUGGUGUUCUUGAUCCAGCCCGUCACUGUAUACGUAUCCGUUUUCACUCUCACUGCCAUUGCCGUCGACAGGUACUACGCUACAGUUCACCCUUUGAAGAAGCGAAUCUCAAUGGCGGCUUGUGGUUACAUACUGUCUGGGAUCUGGCUGCUGUCUUGUGUGCUAGUCGCUCCCGCUGUGGCCCAUACGUAUCACGUAGAGUUCAGAGAAGAGGGUCUGACCAUCUGUGAGGAGUUCUGGUUGGGCCAGGAGACCCAGCGGCUGGUGUACGCCUACAGCACACUGCUACUGACCUACAUCCUCCCUUUAUCCGCAGUCUGCGUCUCUUACUUCUGCAUCUCUGUCAAACUCCGUAACUGCGUGGCCCCUGGACACCGCACGCGGGACCAGGCCGAGGCCCAGCGUGCACGCAAGCGUAAGAUAUUCAGGCUGGUGUCUCUUGUGGUGGCGGCAUUCGCCGUCUGCUGGCUGCCCAUCCACGUGUUCAACGUGCUGCGCGACAUCGACAUCCGCCUCAUUGACAAGCGCCAUUUCCUGUUGAUCCAGUUGUUGUGUCAUCUGUGCGCCAUGAGCUCGUCCUGCUGCAACCCGUUCCUGUAUGCGUGGCUCCACGACCGCUUCCGUGCAGAACUGCGCAAGAUGUUCACCUGCCAUCGCCGCAUCGGCAUACACGCCAACCAUUGCGCGACGGCAAGCGUCGUACUAUGACGUCACUGUGGGCUUCAGAAAAGCUGAAAACUCAUGAAGUGCAAUUUAGUAAAGGCCAACAAAAUGUAAAUACAAGAAAAAACACGAUGAAUGGAAACACUUGAGGCCCCGAUAUGCUCAUGGCGAAGUUUAAAGUUUCAUUCUUUACUUAGGGGUAAAAAGUAUACAGUUAGUGAACAUCCCAAAUGAACUGGAGAAGUCAUCAAAGAAGGUUGAGCCUCAGAGCCACACCUACUUAUUGUGUAAACACCACAGACCAAUGGGAGUUUAAAGGUGUUUGCCAGCUGGAACUAACUUUUCCGGAAAGUUAGCUUUGGCAAGCUGUUUCAAACUCCCGAAACUCACUCCAAAUGAACUUUGUUUUAGCCUGAUUUUGUUCGAAAUAAUGUCACACCAGUUUGUUCUUCAAUUUCACUUUAAAUAUAUCAGGGUCUUAAGGCUACGUCUAGGCUACAUUAAUACGGAUAUUUGAAAAUGGCAUUUCCAUUUCAAACCAUUCUCUGUCCACUCUAGCAUUUUCAAGUCUUUUUCAAACGUUUCUUUUCCACACUGAAACAUCGGAAAACGCUAAAAUCACAUAGAAGCUCAUUGAGAUGGUACAGAGAAACCUAACAUAAUAAAGUUCUCAAGCUGUUCUUCUGGAACAAUCAUUUUACUAGCAAAAUAUUCCAGCACUUACUGGACCAUCCAGGUCGAACUCAUCUUUCCAGGAAAGUAAUAUGAAGAUUAUACAAAAAUGGCUUUUCACACUGCGCUUAACCCCAGGUUAUCGUCAUUCUAAACACCACUUUUUACCCCGGGUAAAGGAAAGUUUCACACUUGUAUUUAGAAGCGGGGUUAGCACUGCUUUUUACCGGGGUUAUGAAACCCUGCUCCGUUAGCAUCGCUUUUGCAGUGUUAACCCCACAUUGUGGUGCCACACAGUGUGAAACGAUGCGAUGUUAUAAUGUUACAGCUAGACGCUUAGCAACAGACAACCAAUUGCGUGCCUCAUGUUUGCCUGCUUUGGACAGUCACACCUCGCAUUGUAUAUAAACAGUAAAUUCAGCAUUUGAGAGGAAAAAUGUCAAAUUCUGACAGAAAACGUGACAAUUUGAGACCGUUUCAUUCUUACCUUUAUAGUCCGAAAUGUCCAUUCAGUAUAAACUCGAUAGUACAGACGACAAUACGAGGAUGCGCACUGCUAGAGCUACGUAAACAGGUCGCGUACUGCGUUUAUCCAAUCAAUGACACUGACACCACAAAUAUGCAAAUAAGAAUGUUAACCCAGGGUUUAGGAAUGUACAAUGUGAAACGUCAGCUUAUGAAUACCCAGGAUUAAUUGUUAACCCCGGGUAAAUUAUGAGCAGUGUGAAACGUGAAGCGAGAUAACCCAGGAUUCUGUUUACCUGGGGUUUAGAAUGACCCAGGGUUAACUAUUUCAAGUGUGAAAAGCCCUAAAGUAACAUUUGUUUUUUGACAACACUAUGAAAAUGAAUAGCAGGCACAACAAUGCCAGUAUAACCAUAGUGUUGUGUUUAUGCGUGAAUUGACUACUAUUUUGAAGUGUUGUGUAAGAAUGGAGAACAAAAGUAAAGAGUAAACAAGAUGGAUGAAGUUCGCUACUCCUGUCUAGUGUGCUUUAUUGCUGAUUAAUAAGAGGGCAACACGACACCAUUUUCAACUAAAAAUGGAAAACUUUUUACGCGUUUUGGGGACCUAAAAAUUUAAACUUUUGAAAACUAUAUCGUUAUCGUCUCUGUGUAAACUACAAAACGCAAAUUUGUGAAAACGGUCAUGUUUCUAGUGUUUCUUUACAAAGUGACAUCGCCAUCUACUGGCCUGGCAUGCAUAAUACAGCAUUUUUAGUCAUUUUAAUCAUCAGUGUGAACACAUUUUAGUACAUUGUUGUGUAAAUGUACCCUAACUCCUGAAAGAUAUCACAUAAAUAUCUAUGGGAACAAUAUGCGUCACAUCAUCUAAACAUGUGUCAUCGUGUUCAAAAUCAAAUACCUGUUUUCACAUCCCACACUACAACACGAAAACAGCAUUUUCAAAUGUAUCCACUUGAUUAGUGUAGACAUAGCCUUAAUGUAAUUGAAAGAUGCUCCAUUAGGACUGCUGUGUUAACUUGGCUGGUUCAUUACUGCUAUUUAUUGACACAUAACAGAUGAUUUUAACCUCCAUGUUGGGCUGUUUUCAAAAGAUCCCACAACGGUGAAAUCAACGUGAAAUGGCAUUCGCAACCAAUUUUUCUUCUGCAGUGUUGUGUUUUAUGAGUGGAACAGGAUAUUCAAUGUGAAAAAAGGACAGGAAUUGACGUUUUGCUGCAAGAGGACAUUGCAAAAAAAGCUCUUUCUUUGGAAUCAUACACAAUAAAACCAGAAACCUGUAUUAAGUAAAUAGCCUAAAUGGAGUCAAUUUUGAUUUCAUGUUGACUUUGAGAGUCCCAGAAGUCUGUGCGCUCCAGUAAUGACUACUUUUUGCCAUUUAUUUUUCCAUUAGCAAUCUCCUGCUUAAGGAGUUGUGAUCAUUCAGUGCACUAGAGCUCUGUGAAUGUGCAGUGCAACAUGUGAACACUCACAUGAUAAUCACAGAUGCUAAAGUCUGAUGCGUCAUGGAGGGAAACCAAAAAAGAAGGUAAACUGAUUCAUCUGUGCUUUGAAGAGAAAGCUUCUGCAACAAGCUGUUUAAAUUAUUGCAUGCUAUUGAAAAUAAAUAAAAUUUUACUUUUAAUCAA
Ctenopharyngodon idella (grass carp) is the source of this 4624-nucleotide messenger RNA. RefSeq names its product prolactin releasing hormone receptor 2b (gene prlhr2b). The coding region runs from base 841 to 1905 and encodes 354 amino acids. Gene Ontology annotation, biological process: G protein-coupled receptor signaling pathway. Gene Ontology annotation, cellular component: neuron projection; plasma membrane. NCBI's taxonomy places the organism in Eukaryota, Metazoa, Chordata, Actinopteri, Cypriniformes, Xenocyprididae. Gene Ontology annotation, molecular function: neuropeptide Y receptor activity; neuropeptide binding. The record is from RefSeq and is a predicted model, not a curated record. The transcript is spliced from 3 exons.